AUGGCGAACGCUACCUUGGAAGAUGUUCCCUCCGUCGAUUUCAUGACCGAGCUACUUCGUUGCCUCAAGUGUUCAUCCAAACCCGACAAGCGUCUUAUUCUCGUUGGCCCACCUGGAUCUGGAAAAGGCACCCAGUCGCCAAUCAUUAAGGAUGAGUACUGCUUAUGCCACUUGGCUACCGGUGAUAUGUUGAGAGCUGCUGUAGUAGCUAAGACCCCUCUUGGUAUUAAGGCGAAAGAAGCUAUGGAGGAGGGAGAACUUGUUUCUGAUGACUUGGUUGUUGGCAUUAUUGAUGAAGCAAUUAAAAAAACCAUCAUGUCAGAAAGAACCUACCAUACAAAUUUUUCUCCUCCCAAGGCUCCUGGUGUUGACGAUGUUACUGGUCAACCUCUUAUUCAGCGCAAGGAUGACACUGCAGCUGUUCUUAAGUCAAGACUGGAGGCAUUUCACAAGCAAACUGAACCGGUCGAGAAAUUGCUCUCGCAAUAG
Messenger RNA from Vicia faba (fava bean), 489 nucleotides. The record is from the annotation of a GenBank genome assembly. Lineage: Eukaryota; Viridiplantae; Streptophyta; Magnoliopsida; Fabales; Fabaceae.